AUGGACGCUAUCAUCGACCUGUCUGACGUCGACAAGGCGCUUGAUCUCUCGCGCAUUCGCUACCAGUUGAUUCGUCUCGAGGAUACCAUCAUCUUCCAUCUGAUAGAGCGUGUUCAGUUCCCCCUCAACCACAACAUCUACAUCCCUGGCGCCGUCCCGCUCCCCGACACCGACCUCAGCUUGAUGGACUGGUACCUCUGGCAGCAAGAGCGUCUCCAGUCGCUCAUGCGCCGCUACGAGUCGCCCGACGAAUACCCUUUCUUCCCCGACGCCGUGCAGAAGCCCAUCCUCGAACCGAUCGACUACCCCCAGAUCCUCCACCCCAACAACGUCAACGUCAACGACAAGAUCAAGGAGUUCUAUACGCAAAAGUUCCUUCCCAGCGUGUGCCCCGACUUUGGCCGUGAGGACCGUGGUGCCAACAAGGAGAACUACGGGUCCUCUGCUACUUGCGAUAUCGCCUGCCUGCAGGCCAUCUCCCGGCGCAUUCACUUCGGCAAAUUCGUUGCCGAAUCCAAGUUCCAGUCUGAGACGGAAAAGUUCACAAAGUAUAUCAAGGCCGGCGAUCGCGAAGCCAUUGGGGAGGCUAUCACCAACAAGGCUGUUGAGAAGAAGGUGCUGGAGAGACUGAAGCUCAAGGCGGAGACCUACGGUACCGACCCAUCGAUAGGCGCCUCUGAGGCGGAGAGCCAGCGCAAGAUCAACGUCGAGGCCGUCGUGGCUAUGUACGAGGAAUUCGUGAUUCCUCUUACCAAAGAGGUCGAGGUCGAGUACCUCAUACAGAGACUGGAGCCGACGCCCGCCCAAUAG
Neurospora tetraspora is the source of this 810-nucleotide messenger RNA. RefSeq names its product chorismate mutase. The record is from RefSeq and is a predicted model, not a curated record. Gene Ontology annotation, biological process: aromatic amino acid biosynthetic process; chorismate metabolic process. Gene Ontology annotation, cellular component: cytoplasm. The transcript has 2 exons. Gene Ontology annotation, molecular function: chorismate mutase activity. The coding region runs from base 1 to 810 and encodes 269 amino acids. Lineage: Eukaryota; Fungi; Ascomycota; Sordariomycetes; Sordariales; Sordariaceae.